Molecule: messenger RNA, 8131 nt
Organism: Ochotona curzoniae (black-lipped pika)
Lineage: Eukaryota; Metazoa; Chordata; Mammalia; Lagomorpha; Ochotonidae
Gene: SORBS1
Product: sorbin and SH3 domain containing 1
Exons: 30
Coding region: 204-4937 (1577 amino acids)
Biological process (GO): cell-substrate adhesion
Cellular component (GO): nucleus; cytoplasm; cell-substrate junction
Molecular function (GO): protein binding
Source: RefSeq, a predicted model, not a curated record
UGCAGCGUGGAGUGCGAGCCGGGCAGGACGCGAGCGAGCCUCCCGCCUGGCCGCCCGGAGACCCGCAAGGAAUUGGCAGCCAUUGGAAGAGUCUGUGAAACCCUCUCGGUGCCCGGAGCUCCAGGACCAAUGCAUCUACCCAGCAUCUUCAGCCACUGAGUUGCCCAGGGUCCUGGUUGUGGAAGACGCGUCCUGCCCCCACCAUGAGCUCGGAGUGUGACAUGGCUGCCUCCAAGACCAUGCUGAACGGCCUGGCACCUGGCAGUGAUGGGCGAGACAAAGAAAUGGAUCCUACAAAAAUCUGCACCGGGAAGGGAGCCGUCACUCUCCGGGCCUCUUCUUCCAGCAGGGAAGUCCUGAGCAGCGGUCCCGUGAGCCCUCAAGAAACCCCACGACAUGAAAGCCAGCCAGGCGUGGAGCCGGAAAUUCCUUCAGGAGAUGAGUGCAGGCUGUCUUCCAGCGCUGAUGCCAAUGGGAACGCCCAGCCUUCUUCACUCGCUGCCAAGGGCUUCAGAAGCGUGCACCCCAACCUUUCUUCUGACAAGCCCCAGGGUUCCAGUCUGCUACUAAAUGAAGUGUCUUCGCACACUGGAAGUGACUCCCAGGCCUCCACACCAGUGAGCAAGCCCUCAUCCGCCUACCCCUCCACCACCAUCGUCAACCCUACAAUCGUGCUCUUGCAGCAUAACCGAGAACAGCAAAAACGACUCAGUAGCCUUCCAGAUCCUGUCUUGGAGAGAAGAGUGGGAGAACAGCCCUUGGCACCAGCCCCGGAAAAACCCACCUCACCUGUCCGGGCCACAGAGCCAAAGGCCAAGGAUGGCGGCAGGCGGGCAGUUCAGAGCGCACAGGACUUGAGUGACACAUCCAUGGAUGCAGUGGGCAUCCCACUUCGGAACACCGAGAGAUCAAAAGACUGGUACAAGACCAUGUUUAAACAGAUCCACAAACUGAACAGAGAUGAUGAUUCAGAUCUGUACUCUCCCCGGUACUCCUUUUCUGAAGAUACAAAGUCUUCCCUUUCUGUGCCUCGCUCAAAAAGCGAGAUGAGCUACAUUGACAGUGAGAAGGUAGUUAAGAGGUCGGCCACACUGCCCCUCCCAGCCCGUUCUUCCUCGCUGAAGUCAAGCCCAGAAAGAAACGACUGGGAGCCUCCAGAUAAGAAAGUGGAUACGAGAAAAUACCGUGCAGAGCCCAAAAGCAUUUAUGAGUAUCAGCCGGGCCGGUCUUCCGUUCUGAGCAACGAAAAGAUGAGUCGGGAUAUAAGCCCUGAAGAGAUAGAUUUAAAGAAUGAACCUUGGUAUAAAUUCUUUUCGGAAUUGGAGUUUGGGAAACCGCCUCCCAAAAAGAUAUGGGAUUAUACUCCUGGAGACUGCUCUAUCCUUCCUAGAGAGGAUAGAAAGACUAACCUAGACAGAGAUCUCAACCUCUGCCAAACAGAGUUAGAGGCAGAUGUAGAGAAAACGGAGACGCUUAACAAUGCUCCCGGCGCAGCCCGGCCGCAGAGCUCAGCAGUCAGCCCAAGUCUGGAAAUUUCCUCAGAGCCUCCUGGAUAUGUGUAUUCUUCCAACUUGCACGCAGUGAAGAGGGAAGCAGAAGGUGUUCCGGGGGAUCUCGCUAGCCUGGAGAACGAGAGGCAGAUUUAUAAGAGCGUCUUGGAAGGUGGCGACAUCCCUCUCCAGGGCCUCAGUGGGCUCAAGAGACCAUCCAGCUCGGCUUCCACAAAAGUGGAUCGUAAAGGUGGGAAUGCUCACAUGAUUUCUUCAUCUUCAGUUCAUAGCCGAACGUUUCACACUAGCAGUGUUGUAGGUCCCGGGUGUAAGCACAAGAAACCCCUGUCGGCUGCGAAAGCCUGCAUUUCGGAAAUCCUCCCUUCUAAGUUCAAGCCCAGGCUGUCUGCACCCGGUGCCCUUCUGGCAGAACAGAAGAGAGUGCUGCUGCCCUCAGAGAAGGCCCAAAGCUGCGAGAACCUCUGUGUCUCAGGGUCCCUGGGUGACUCCAGGAGAGGUCUCCCGCUCCAAGUUGGGGGGAGCAUCGAGAACCUGCUGAUGCGCUCACGGCCCGAAUUCGACAGCAGAUCAGGCAGCACCAUGAGCCUGCAGGAGUACGGCACCAGCUGCAGGAGGCCCUGCCCUCUCUCCAGGAAGGCCGGCCUGCAGUUCAGCAUGCUGUACCGCGACAUGCACCAGAUCAACCGAGCGGGCCUUUCCCUGAGUUCCGUCUCGUCCUCGAGUGUGAGAGACCUGGCCUCCCACUUUGAGCGGAGCAACCUGAUGCUGUCCCGGGGCGAGCUGGGCUCCAGCCAGGAGGGCUCGGAACACAUCCCCAAGCACACCGUCUCCUCCAGAAUCACCGCUUUCGAGCAGCUGAUCCAGCGAUCCCGGUCCAUGCCAUCCCUGGACUGGUCUGGCAGGCUGAGCAAGUCCCCCACACCCCUGCUGUCCCGGAGCGGCCUGACCUCUGCUCGCUCGGCCGAGUCCCUCCUUGAGUCCACCAAGCUCCGUCUCAGGCCUGUGGAUGGGGUGCCCACUGGUGGACUUUACGCCUCCCCUACAUGCAGCAACAUGGCGGACCACAGCUUGAGCUUUAGGGGCCUCGUGCCUUCAGAGCCCCUCUCGACCUGCUCUGAUGAGCUCGACCGCUGCUCCAAUGUCUCCAGUGACAGCAGAGAGGGCAGUGGCGGCAGCGUUCAUGGAGACCUCCCCAGACACCGCCUCAACAAGUGCAAGGGCACAUGCCCUGCCUCCUACACCCGCUUCACUACCAUCCGCAAGCAUGAGCAGCAGCAGGCUCCCAAGCAGCCCGAGUGGCGCCUGGAGUCCAAAGGGGACAAGGGCACCCUGCUCAGGAACAUCUAUCUGAUGAGCCCUCUCCCUUUCCGGUUGAAAAAGCCCCUCCAGCACUCCCCCAGACAGCCUCACCCUGGCGACUCCUCCUUGGGCCUCCCUGGUCAACCCCAGCCGGACCAGCCGCCCUCCGGAGGGAAGCCAUUGGUCCCCACACGCCUGUCUUCCCGCCACGCCAUGGCCAGGCUGAGCUGCAGCUCAGAGCCCGUUGCUGGGGAGAGACCUGCGACCCCCGAGGAUGGCCCCGGGGCCUUUAGUAACGGGAAUCCCAUGCCGUACUCUGACCACGGCCUGGACAGGAACAACAACCCACAAAGCGAAGGGGCGCCGGCGCGUGGAGAUUCGGAGUCACCAAGACACUUCAUCCCAGCCGAUUACCUGGAAUCCACAGAGGAAUUCAUCCGCAGACGUCACGACGACAAGGAGAAACUUUUAGCGGACCAGCGACGACUUAAGCGCGAGCAAGAAGAGGCUGAUAUCGCAGCGCGCCGCCACACAGGCGUCAUCCCCACACACCAUCAGUUUAUCACUAACGAGCGCUUUGGGGACCUCCUCAAUAUAGACGAUACUGCAAAACGGAAAUCUGGGUCAGAGAUGAGACCUGCCAGAGCCAAAUUUGACUUUAAAGCUCAGACGCUAAAGGAGCUUCCUCUGCAAAAGGGGGACAUCGUUUACAUUUAUAAGCAGAUCGACCAGAACUGGUACGAAGGGGAGCACCACGGCCGGGUGGGCAUCUUCCCACGCACCUACAUCGAGCUCCUUCCUCCUGCGGAGAAGGCUCAGCCGAAGAAGUUGACACCAGUGCAGGUGUUGGAAUAUGGGGAAGCUGUUGCAAAGUUUAACUUUAAUGGUGACACACAAGUGGAAAUGUCUUUCAGAAAGGGCGAGAGGAUCACACUGCUUCGACAGGUGGAUGAGAACUGGUAUGAAGGGAGGAUCCCUGGGACGUCCCGACAGGGCAUCUUCCCCAUCACGUACGUGGAUGUGAUCAAACGACCGCUGGUGAAAACCCCCGUGGAUUACAUUGACCUGCCUUACUCCUCCUCCCCAAGUCGCAGUGCCACUGCAAGCCCACAGUUUCCUAGUCACAGCAAGCUCAUCCUGCCAGCCCCCUCAUCUCUGCCCCACUCCCGCCGAGCUCUGUCCCCUGAGAUGCACGCCAUCACCUCGGAGUGGAUCUCGCUGACUGUAGGGGUCCCAGGCAGACGUUCUCUGGCGCUGACCCCACCCUUGCCACCUCUGCCUGAGGCUUCUGUCUAUUACCCUGACCACCUGACCUUGUCAGCCAGGGCUCGUCCCUCCCUGGCUCUCAGCCUCCCCCAUUCAAGCUGGUCAGAUGGCUCUACUACACGCUCCACGGUCUCCCCGCUGGCUCUGCCACCCCCUGACAAGGCCUAUUCCCUGGCAUCCAGUGCCCGGGCCCCACUUCACAUCAAUGGAGACAGUGGAGUUCACAUGGAGCCUCCUGGCACCCGCCAAGAUAGCUUCUCUCAGUCGCUGCUUGGGAGCUCUGAUAGGGUCAUCUCGGAGCUUAGCGAUGCAUUUAACAGCCAGAGCAAGAGGCAACCAUGGCGAGAAGAGAAUGGCCACUAUGAGAGGAAAGCAGAGAGGGAGGCGGGGGAGAGAUACCCUGGUGGACUCGCCAUCUCUAAGAAGAGCUGCUUGAAGCCUUCAGACGUGGUCAGGUGCCUGAGUGCUGAACAGAGACUCCCCGAUCUCCACCUCCCUGAGGAGAGCCGGCCCAGGAAGCCUCUGGACAGCCCUCUUCCAGUAGGGGAGGCUGGGCAGCCAGAGCUGCAUAGAGGUGGCCAGCAGGCUGGGAGGAGAGCCGCUCAGCGUGCUGUGAGCCAGCAACCUCAAGCCCAGCAACGAAGAGUCACUCCAGACAGGAGUCAAACCCCACAAGAAUCAUUUAGCUACCAAGCAUUAUAUAGCUAUAUACCACAGAAUGAUGAUGAGUUGGAACUCCGUGAUGGAGAUAUCGUUGAUGUCAUGGAAAAAUGUGACGACGGCUGGUUUGUUGGCACUUCGAGAAGGACAAGGCAGUUUGGUACCUUCCCAGGCAACUAUGUGAAACCUUUGUAUCUAUAAGAAGACUGAAAGCCACAGAAAUUAUUUUCCUUGGAAGAUGAAAUCAAAGUCAUGACUGGUCUCUUUAUUUAAACUUGAGUACAGUGGGAAAAUCAAUGCAGUGGAUGAAGAAACAAAAGUGAGAGACAGAAAAGUGUCUUGUUUAAAAUCCAUGCUUAAGUUUACUGUGCAUCAGACAGGGCUGAACUGUGCUCUGGGCAAAAAGAAUUGAGGCAGAUCCCGUAUUUUCAUACCUGCUUCUGGGAGCCACUCCAGCCUUUACCUCCCACCCACCUCCUGCGUAAUCUGAGUGGAGUAGAGUGCAAUUAGCCAGAAAUGCCUCCUCCUGCUAACAUGGCCUUAACUGGCUCCCUUGUCAGAGUCCUUGAGCCUGAAGCAAGCCCCAGAGCAGGAGGCAGAAAAAUCCCAAGCCAUUUUCCAAAUGCUCCAAGCCUGAGUAUCUACCUGUUCCCUCAUCCCUUGGAUGUCCUGGAGCCAGCUGAUCCCUCAUGCUUAUGUCUGGGCUGUCAAGGCAGUCCCCAGACCACAGUAGGGGCCCCAAGUUUGUACCACAUUUAGUCCCUCUUUGGACCUGCUGGGGCUUCCAUAGGGAGAUAGAGGCAGGAUAUAGGCGGCCUUUGCCUUCAGCUUGCUGUGCUCCAUGGCCACUGACAGCCCUACUGCUCAAAGAAGCCCACGACAGUUGCCCCUGGGACCUGAGGUGUAGGUGGCCAGGCAAACAGGUUACAUUACAGUUUUCAAGCUUUCAAGUUGAGGAGUCCUGCAGCUCUCCAGGUCCCGGGAGGUGCAUUCCUUUUUUCUGUCACUAGUUUCUCAAAACAGUGGUCUUCCAGAUAGUAUGGCUGUGGUCAUCAGAGCACCAUCUCUUUUCUGGCUGAGACCAUUUGGGAUUGGGAGGCCCAUUGUUCUAGAAAAUCCAGAAUGAGGUUCAGCGAUUCAUUUAAUGUGCACAUGUACGCUGGCUGCAUAGCACACUUGUGAACAAGACGUGCUCCAGGCUGACAGAGCACUUGCCACAUCUCUGGUUUACCAUCUGCCCCACCUCCCGUAGGAAUUCAGAGACAACUCCAGUGCAGUGUUCAGGGUUGUGAGUCCUAAAGCACCCCAGUGUGGCUUCUUUCAGGAGUGCAGGCAUUGUCACAGUGGCCCUGGGUGUGAAGCAGGAAUUCUCUGUUUGCCAUGGGGGCUGGGUCCCAGGAAAGAGGCCCUUGUGACACCUGAGGAUCUUAGUUGCAGCCCUGACCGCCUGUGAGAUGUUCAUCAGCCUCUGCUAGCUCCCUUAGUGAGUCACUGCGAGUUCCACGCCUUGCCCACCAAGAAGUCGGUGAUUAGAGAGAUAAAGAACAGAACCAAGAGGGACCGUGCUACGUGCUCAGAAGGGUGUGAGAGAGAAGAGGUGGAUUUUCUCUGGAGGGAUCCUUGAAAGCCUUGUAUUUCUGUCUCCAUUUGUUCACUCUGAAUAAUUAGGAUGCUGGAAGAACCUUUGUCUGAGAGUAGUUUGUUGUUGGAAAUACUUGAAAGUUUUUCCUAAGUCUCCAAACUCACAUUCUCCCUAUGGAGACAUAGUGAGUGAGUAGCCAUUCUAGGUGAUGGGAAUAUGUUCCAGAAGCACCAGCUGCACACACGUAGUUCUGGAUUGCCCCAGCACUGCUGUCCCACAGUCUGAACACUUUGUGUUCAGUGCCUCUGGCUUAACCACUGUCUCAAAUACCCAUUUUAGGACCCCAGCUGCUCCCCUUCCCUGUAGCCACAGUAACCUCACUUUGUUUCUCUUUACCCUUCUUUCAAAUUCUGCUGGCCACUGAUUGGUUCACACUAAAGUGUAAAUGGCUGAUAAAAACAAUGUGUUACCUCUUUCUGGAGACAGGGCGGAGCCUUAGUCCCAAUGGGGAAAGGUUGUGUCUCUGAGGGGGUAGUGUGUGGGCACAUCUCUGGGUAGGAUGCAGUGACACAGGCCUCUUACUUUGGAAGGUCUAUUCUACCACCCAGAAAGACUGUUUUGUGACUCCUCUUUCCAUGGGGAUGUAAAAUGCACGUGCACCUGUGCUGUGCACAGUGGCCUUUCUGACACAUCUGGGAACGUGAUGCUUGUAUCAUCAAAUGUUUCCUGGCCCUUCUUAGAUGCAAACCAUUUAUAACACAACCUUACCGGUUUUUUGAGGGGUGCUUCUUCGUUAAGUAGGUAAUUUUGAACACCUCUUUAAAUACAGCUAGAAAAUGAAACCAAUUUGUAAAGCCACAUUUGCAUAUGAUGCCAGCCUCAUGCAUUUGUAUAUCUUCUGGAGUCUAGAUCUGCCUCACUGAUUGGCCCUUCUUUAAUAAAAUCCUCCGUUAAGUUUGCAUCACUUCAGCUUCCUAUGCGUGACAAAACAAGGAACAGAGGUUUCCAAUUGCUCUUUUGUCUUCAGACAUUUAGUAAUAUAAAGUACCUAUUUUUAUGCUGAAAUGUUUAUACAGGUUUAAUAAUAGCAAGUGCAACUAACUGGCGCCUGCCUUGCAACAUGUUUUGAUAUAUUAGCCAUGCUUCCUGGUAAGGCAAGCCCCAAAUUACUUAUCUUUUGCAGUCUCUCUGGGAUCAGUGAAAGAAAAAAAAAAUCAUGUGUUUUAAGAAAUGGGACUGUAAAUAUGUAUAUUGAACUUUGUAUAGCCCAUGUACCUACCUUGUAUAGAAAAAUUUUAAAAAUUUGAACAGAAGGGGGCAAGACAAGGAAAUCAUGAAGGGUUUUUUGCAUUUUUAUUUAAAUGAAGGAAUUAAAAUAACUUACCUGCAAAUUUUUAGCACAAAAGUAGCCAUUGUAAAGUUAAAGUUUACAAUAAGCAUUCUUUUGGGGUAGCUGUAUUUGCAGUUACAAGAAGGCUUCUCUAAAUUUUCUGGUUUUUUGUUUGUUUCUUUUUUUCUUUCUUUCCUUCUUUCUUUCUUUUUGCAAUCCUAUUUAUCUGCAGUAGUAUUAAGUUAUAUCACUAGAAUAGGUUACUAUGAGAUUAUAUUCUGAAAGAAAGAUAACUGACAUUAAUUACCAAUUAAUUUAAACUAUUGCCAUUUAAAUUAUACACUGAGAGCAUGUACUAUGCGAACACAAAUUUUUUCUGUUCAUUUAUUUUUCUUAUUGCAGUGCAUUGAUUUGAUAAAUAGAUGUGUUGGAUUCUGACAUUUGCUGUACAUACUAUUUAAUAAACUCUGCUGAAUUGCGUGG